This is a messenger RNA of Colletotrichum orchidophilum, 1845 nucleotides long. RefSeq lists its product as uncharacterized. The record is from RefSeq and is a predicted model, not a curated record. The coding region runs from base 1 to 1845 and encodes 614 amino acids. NCBI's taxonomy places the organism in Eukaryota, Fungi, Ascomycota, Sordariomycetes, Glomerellales, Glomerellaceae. The transcript is spliced from 4 exons.
AUGCCUCUUAGAACCAAUCUUCCCAGUCAUCUCACAUCUCGCGCAAACGAUACGGCGCGCAUCGCAUCGGCGUCGGGAUCCGCAGCAGAUAGGCGCCAUGGUCUUGCUGAGCUCGCUAGAGAUGAAGACAUCCAGUAUAUCGUCGGCGACUGGAUGUCAGAGUAUAAUAUGGCAUCCAGGGGUGGCGCGAAGGCGAGUGACCCUACGAAUUCCUCCGAGUUUGAGCCCUCGUUCCUUGAAGCGAUUGAGCCGGCGCUACAACACCUUGAUGCCAAACGAAUCAAGCUUGCUGUCAAUGCGGGUGCAAGUGAUACGAAGAGGCUGCACGAUGUUCUGGUUCAGAUGAUUAGCGAAAAGGGACUCAAGCUCAAAGUCGCUUGGAUUGAGGGCGACGAGGUGAUUGAUGUAGUGCAAAAGGGGUUAAAAUCUGGAGAAGUAUUCAAGAAUCUGACGACAGGCGAGAAUAUCAAGGAUUGGCCUUACGAACCUAUUUACGCUCAGGCAUAUCUCGGAUGUUGGGGCAUUGUCGAGGCCUUCAAGCAAGGGGCUCACAUUGUCUUGUGUGGCCGUGUAGCUGAUGCUUCCCCAACCAUUGCCUGCGCAGCGUAUCACCACGGUUGGAAGCGCGAUGACUACUCGCAGCUAGCACAUGCACUCGUCGCAGGCCAUUUCAUCGAAUGCACAACCUAUGUGACGGGUGGGAACUUCUCUGGGUUCAAAGACUUGCCUCGCACAUCUGUCGACAUCGGGUUUCCGAUAGCCAAAGUCGAGGGAACCGGAGAAUUUAUCGUGUACAAGCAAGCUCGAAAGGGAGGUAUGGUGAACAUGGAAACAUGCAAGGCUCAGCUCCUAUACGAGAUCCAAGGUCCCUACUACUAUAACUCGGAUGUCGCGGCCGUAGUGGACAAUAUCAAGAUGACGCAAGUGGGAGAAAAUCAAGUACGAGUCUUUAAUGUCGGUAAUAUGAAGCCUCCUCCAACUACAAAGGUCGGAAUCACAGCCAAAGGCGGGUAUCAAGCUGAAGCGCAUUACUUCCUCUGCGGCCUCGACAUACAAAAGAAGGCGGCUCUCUUUGAGCGGCAACUUCGCCACGUCUUCAACGAGGCUUCAUUCUCGUGUCUCAAAUUCAGCAUCAACGGUUCUUGCCCAGAAAACCCCGCGAACCAGGAUGCGGCAACGGUCGACCUACGCAUCUUUGCGCAGGCGCGCGAAGAAGCGGCGCUAUCGCCUUUGACGUUUCUGAAACCAAUCGUGGAUAAUAUCAUGCAAAGUUAUCCCGGUGCAACAUUCCACCUAGACACGCGUCAGGCGCUGCCCAAGGAGUACUUUGAGUACUGGGUCAGCAUUCUCCCACAAAGCGCGGCAAAGCAUGUGUGUCAUUUGCCGUGGAAGAAUCAGCAGGUGGACAUUGAACCGCCGCGGGAUACAGUAGACUUUUUGUACGACCAGCCGACGUACGAAACAAAAAGCCCGAUCAAUGUCGCAUCCUUGGGGCAAACGACAAGGGCACCUCUUGGGUAUGUCGUACAUGCGCGGUCGGGUGACAAGGGGUCGGACGGCAACGUUGGCUUUUUCGUGCGCAACGCCGACGAGUGGGAUUGGUUGAGGUCGGUCUUGACAGUCAGCAAAAUCCGUGAUUUGCUAGGAGAGGAUGACAAGGGCAAGCGGAUUUUCCGGUUCGAGCUUCCACAUCUCCAUGCUGUGCAUUUUCUUUUAAAGGACCACCUUGAUCGGGGUGUCUCUGCUAGCUCUUCCUACGAUUUCCUGAGCAAGAACUUGGCAGAAUAUCUAAGAUGCAAACAUGUCGACAUUCCAGACAAGUUUCUGGCUCGCGGCAGGAUCUGA